Molecule: messenger RNA, 1701 nt
Organism: Rhagoletis zephyria (snowberry fruit fly)
Lineage: Eukaryota; Metazoa; Arthropoda; Insecta; Diptera; Tephritidae
Source: RefSeq, a predicted model, not a curated record
AUGAUACGCACUUUAAUUGAAAAUGUAGAAACAUUUGAGACUGUUGUGGGUGAUUUCCAGUCAAAAAUAACUUUGCAGUUCUGUGGUGCCAGAUUUCGGUUGCAAAGUUUGGCUGAAACCAUGUCGACGCCAAAAACGCCAAACUCCAAGCCUUGCUCUUUCGAUGUUGGGCAUAUGGUCUGGGCUAAAGUUAAAGGCUAUCCAUAUUGGCCAGGACUAAUUGCCGAGACUCCGACUGAAGCUGAUAAUGCUUAUGGUAAACGUCCGAAAAAUGGCGUUCUUGUCUUUUUCCCGGACUCUAACUCAAGUGGAUGGGCGACCCCCGAUAAUGUCAAAGACUAUAUUGAGUAUCGAAGCACGUAUGUCUCUGCUAAGAGCACCGCCAAGUAUAAGAAGGCCGUGGCCCAGGCUGACGAAAAGCUCGCCAACAAGAAUGGGCCUUCAUUUGAGCUACCCUCAACUCCAAAGACCCCGAGCGUAAAGGCCGAGCCAAGCACUCCUCAAACCGAUAAGGCUGUAUUUAAGGCUAAAAAGGCCCCGGCUGCUUCGACUCCGACUAGUGUUCAGCGAGACUAUAGCCGAACUCCUUUUAAGAAGGAAAAGCGAAGCUUUGAAAGCACUCUCUCUUCGGCCGAAGUCUCUAGCAGCGAGCCGCGCCGAAAGAGUGCUUCUUCGGAUGUAGCGGAAAACAAACGAGUUAAAGUGGAAUCACCGGCUCAAUCCGCAAAGAAACGAGCCAAUUCCUCGCCUUCCAAAUCAGGCGGUGAGGUUAAAUCGGAGGAUGACGAAUUAAAUGACAGCUCAUUGCGUGUCAUUGAAGAUAAGCGCGAGAAAGCUAAGGCUCGUACCAGCAAGCAGACUGCGAAGUGCCCCGAAGUCAAGUACGGCUUUAUUGGUCUCGGUACUAUUGGCCAGCAAGUCCUUAAGCACAUGAUGACAUUUGGCAACCCUUGUACCAUCUGGAACCGAACUCCGUCAAAAUGCAAAGAGUUUGAGCGCAUGGGAGCCAUAGUGGUCAAGACUCCUGGUGACGUUGUGCGAGAGUCCGACAUCACAUUCUGCUGCUUAUCCGAUGCUGAUGCUUCUUCAAAGAUCUUUUAUGGCAACUGUGGCGUCGUGAACGAAAUUAAUUCUUCUAAGGCAUACGUUGAGUUGACCUCACUGGACCGCGGUACUUCAUUGGACAUUGAGCAUGGCAUCAAGCAGAAUGGUGGCCGCUAUCUUGAGGCUCCGCUCAUUUGCACUUCUUCAAAAUCUGUCGAAGAAGGCAAAUGUACGUCGGUAAUUGCUGGCGACAAAUCGCUCUUUGACGAAUGCGCUCCCGCUUUUGAGAAACUGUGCUCCCAUGUGUUCUACGUUGGCGAGACAAUUGGACAAGCCUCCCAGAUGAAUGUCAUCAUUGCUACACUUAACGGCAACAUCUUGGGCUCGCUACUUGAAUCGGUCAGCAUCGCCGAGCGAAUGGGCAUCGAUCCAAAGGACAUUGUGGACAUCAUCGCCAGCUCGCCCGUUACCAAUUCCAUUAUUCAGAAUAAGGCUGCUGCCCUUCGAGACUCAACUCUUCUUCGCGAGAUUCCCAUCGAUCACAUCCGUCGCGACUUGACCUACGCUCUGCAGAUUGCCAAUCUGGACGGCUAUUCUACGCCAAUUACUGCUGCCACCAAUGAGAUGUUCAAGCAGAAGAAGCAUCUUUAUUAUUAA